Knipowitschia caucasica is the source of this 399-nucleotide messenger RNA. NCBI's taxonomy places the organism in Eukaryota, Metazoa, Chordata, Actinopteri, Gobiiformes, Gobiidae. The record is from the annotation of a GenBank genome assembly.
AUGUGGGUAUUUUUUGUGGUGUUUAAAUUGGGUAAUGGGUGGGGGUUUUGUGGAUGUUUGGUUGUGGUUUGUUGGGGGGGUUUUUGGUGGAUGGGGUGGGGAGUGGGGUUAAGGGAGAGGAAAGGGAGGGAUUAUGGGGGGGGGAAUGGUAGUAUGGUUGUGGGUGGGGUGGUUUUUGGGGGGGGGGGGGGGGGGUUUUUUUGUUUGUGGGGGGGUUGUUGGGGAUUGUUGUGGGGGGGGGGGGGGGGGGGGGUUUUGGUAGUGGAGUUGGGGGGGGGUUGUUAUUUUAAUUGUUGGGUUGGAUAUUGGGGGUGGGUUUGGGGGUGGGGGGGUGGGGGGAUGAGGGGGAUUGGGUUUUAUGUGAAUGGGGGGGUGAUGGGGGAUGAGGUGGAAUUAUGA